This is a messenger RNA of Lynx canadensis (Canada lynx), 2378 nucleotides long. It is a transcript of the gene POGLUT1, whose product is annotated as protein O-glucosyltransferase 1. The coding region runs from base 53 to 1231 and encodes 392 amino acids. The record is from RefSeq and is a predicted model, not a curated record. Gene Ontology annotation, molecular function: UDP-xylosyltransferase activity; UDP-glucosyltransferase activity. Gene Ontology annotation, cellular component: endomembrane system. Gene Ontology annotation, biological process: protein O-linked glycosylation; positive regulation of Notch signaling pathway. The transcript has 11 exons. Lineage: Eukaryota; Metazoa; Chordata; Mammalia; Carnivora; Felidae.
GGCCGUGCUUCCGCCGGCGCCGCGGCUGGGACUCUGCAGAGGGCUGCGGGUGAUGGAGCGGUGGGCGCGCCCGCAGCUCCUGCUGUGGCUGCUGUUGCUAUUACUGCCCCCAGUGCUGGGCCGCCAGAAGGAGUCAGGUUCAAAAUGGAAAGUAUUUAUUGACCAAAUUAACAGGUCUUUGGAGAAUUAUGAACCAUGUUCAAGUCAAAACUGCAGCUGCUACCAUGGUGUCAUAGAAGAGGAUCUAACUCCUUUUCGAGGAGGUAUCUCCAGGAAGACGAUGGCAGAGGUAGUCAAACGGAAACUGGGGACCCACUAUCAGAUUAUUAAGAACAGAUUAUACAGAGAAAAUGACUGCAUGUUCCCCUCGAGGUGUAGUGGUGUUGAACACUUUAUUUUGGAAGUUAUCGGACGCCUCCCUGACAUGGAAAUGGUGAUCAAUGUACGAGAUUAUCCUCAGGUUCCUAAAUGGAUGGAGCCUGCCAUUCCAGUCUUCUCCUUCAGUAAGACAUCAGAGUACCAUGAUAUCAUGUAUCCUGCUUGGACAUUUUGGGAAGGGGGGCCUGCUGUUUGGCCAAUUUAUCCUACAGGUCUUGGACGGUGGGACCUCUUCAGAGAAGAUCUGGUAAGGUCAGCAGCACAGUGGCCAUGGAAGAAGAAAAACUCUACAGCAUAUUUCCGAGGAUCAAGGACAAGUCCAGAACGGGAUCCUCUCAUUCUUCUAUCUCGGAAAAACCCAAAACUUGUUGAUGCAGAAUACACCAAAAACCAAGCCUGGAAAUCUAUGAAAGACACCUUGGGGAAGCCAGCUGCUAAGGAUGUCCAUCUUGUGGAUCACUGCAAAUACAAGUAUCUGUUUAAUUUUCGAGGUGUAGCCGCAAGUUUCCGGUUCAAACACCUCUUCCUGUGUGGUUCCCUUGUUUUCCAUGUUGGUGAUGAGUGGCUUGAAUUCUUCUAUCCACAACUGAAGCCAUGGGUUCACUAUAUCCCAGUCAAAACAGAUCUCUCCAAUGUCCAGGAGCUGUUGCAUUUUGUAAAAGCAAAUGAUGACAUGGCUCAAGAAAUUGCUGAAAGGGGAAGCCAGUUUAUUAUGAACCACUUGCAGAUGGAUGACAUCACCUGUUACUGGGAGAACCUGUUGACUGAAUACUCUAAAUUCCUGUCCUAUAAUGUAACAAGAAGGAAAGGCUAUGAUCAGAUUAUUCCUAAAAUUUUGAAAACUGAACUCUAGUCAUCAUCAUUGGACCACAGUCCUCUCUGGCAGCAGCUCUCAGAUAUCCUGUGGUGAGAAGCUUACCAUGAGCGUGGCACCUCUACCUUGAAUACUGUUAUCAAGCCAAAUACCUGCUUUUCCUUAUCAUGCUGCACCCAGACAACUGAGAAAGAUCAAAAAUGUGUAUAAAUGGACUCGGAGCAGCUCAACGCUUUGGCUGAAUAAGGACCAGAAAUCAUGAGAUUUGGGUGUUGAACCCAAUUCCACCUUUCAUUUUCUUAAGACCAAUCACAGCUUGUGCCUCAGAUCAUCCAUACAUGUAUGUCCAUCACUGUGAAACCAACUAUGUCCGUCAGAGGAUACUUUGUCCCAUUAUUUGGAGCAGAAAACUAAUCAUUUGGAACUAGUAUAACUCAUUUCUGCAGUUCAGUUAUUCUAGGCUAAUCUUGGUCACUGUAUUUUAAUGUAGGAAGCCCUAUGGGGCUAGUGAAAACCACUUGGGGAUCAUUUCCUGAAAGGUCUAAGGAAGCAGUAGUUGUGCCAUGCAAUGAUGUGGCAGUUCUCUUUUGUAAAAGCAUAAGCUUUUUGGUACUCAGGAGGUUUCUAUAAUGCCACAGAGAAAGGGGCCAAUUGCAUGAGUAAUUAUUGCAAUUGGAUUUCAAGUUCCCCUUUUUUGUGCCUUCACACACUACUUCUUUUUAUGGUCUCUAUUUUAAAAAAAGACAAAAACCUCUUAAUAAAUUUAGAAAGUAGUCCUCACUCUUUAAAGGAACUGUGCACAAAACAGCAAAUUUUCCUCACUCCUUACACACCCUUAAUAUUUUUCCUCUUUAAAUUGGCAGCAGUGUCCACAGCUGCAAGGGCAUGCAGGGACCUCAAGGUGUCUUCAUCUACGAAAUGUUAUUGGGGUUUAGAUCAUCCAAGUUGAGCACUUACUCAUGUAGGAAAUAUUUCAGUGCAAAUCCAUGUUGGAGUGCCUCUUUUUCCCUUUUUUCCCUUUUUGAAAAACACAUUUGGAUAGCGGUUUAAUCUCUCAGGAUGCUCUCCCUUUUAUAGUCAAAAGUGAAGAAAAAUUUUUAGAUGAAAACCCAUAGAGUUUGAUGACUCAGAACCAUUCUGUCCCUUUGGCCCAACUUUUCCACAUUAAAUCUGCUCUUUUCCUUUG